CGUUCUGGGGUUAGCGGAACAGAGAUCCUUUCAAUAUAUUUUAAUAGAUUUUUAAUAUACUAAAAUUCCCAGGACCUUCCCGUGCAGCUUACUGCGCCGAUGCAAUUUAUUCGCGGAUAUCAAACUACCUAUGUACUCAACUACUGCAUACUAUGGUAGUAUGCUGAAGUUAAAUAUACUUAAAAGAGUUGUUUUCAUCUGACUGCAGCUUCUAUAUUGUUACGGCGACGAUCAAUCAUGUGCCCUCCAUCACCUGUUACGAGGUGUCCAUCGCUAUGUAUGUAUGUACCUACUCGCGUGAUACGAGGUUCGAGUUCGUAUGCAUGUACAAAAUACUGUACAGCUACUGUAUAUCCAUAAACACAUACGCAAGUAAUUAUGUACAUAACAUGGAUGGAUGUACGAAGUACCUACAUAAAUCUGUUUGGUCCACAUAUCUUGCUUACAUUCUAGUGUACAUUACAGAUUUCCCAGGCCGUUGGAAAACUUCUUUCCGAAUUGAAACAAGGCUACCCCGGUCUAUACUCAACGGACACCAAAUUGGUGCGAGGCGAGACCUGAGAGAAGGAGAAGAAAGAAAGUAAUUUUUUUAUACUUCCAAACGGCCGAAGAAAAGUUCCCUUCCCAGUGUUUGUUAGAGCUAAACCUCCGAACUGAACACAGGUGCCGCAUCACGUUGCGCCCUGCUUCUCCCUCCCUGCUACACUAUGGCACAUCAACCCUCCCACCGUACACCUAAGCUACUAUUUACGCAAAUAUCUAACGAUACUAUCUCGCUACCUACCAAAAGACGGCACCUUCAUUCGUCUAAACAAAAAACACGAGCAAUUUCACAGAUAACCGAAACUACUACUGCACCAUCCCCAUCGUCCCUUAAUAGCAUAUCUUCAUUUACACCAAUUACACCACUUACAUCAAGCUAUAUAAAUAGUUGGCGUGAAAAUAUCGAACCAGAUUUGCAAGAUCCGAAUCAAAUACCUCCAAGUCCGAAAGAACCAUAUAUACCCUUUGUAAAUAGAGAUGAUCAGUCAAUACCACCAGAGGCAUCGGUGUCAGCAGUAGUAGCAAAGCAUUCUUCCCAAGGUGCCUCGAGCGUUCACCAAUCCGGCAACGCUCGGUAUAGGGAGAUCUACUUGGAGCCGAACUUGAUAAUAUUUCAAAAAGGGCUAUUCGAAUGUCCCAAACCUGUCAAGAAAUUUUACAGUAAAUUUCUACAGCCUACUCAGGAUAUACUUAAUCCUAUAGCAGAGAGGAAAAGGAGGUUUCGUUGGUAUUUCUCAGCACAAGAUCAACGCAACCGUGCAGAGAUUGAGGUGCAACUGAGGGUAAUGCAUCUAUUGGAUUUCGAUCUACAUAAGGUCCAACCCUACGAGGUAAACACUCCAUUUUGGGGCAGUAUGACUACUACUUGGCUAUUGCAGCAAAUAGUCAGACAAUGUCCCACAAAAGAACUUUGCCAACCUAUUAUCCCCAAACCUGACCUAGCCUACGGAUACGACGCCAAACAUAUACCCCAUCUUGCCAAACUGUCAAGAUACCUGAAAUCCGAUAAAAUAUUCACUAGCAAUUCCCACGGCUUCUGUUUCCCGUACUUUAUAAUCGAAUUUAAAGGCACUCGACCCAUAGCGGAAGCAGAGAACCAAAUUCUCAACAGUGCCUCGUCAGCCUUGUUUACAUAUAACAAGAUCAUUCAAGGCGGAUAUGUUUUCUGUGCUUCUAUAAGAGAAGACAUUAUACACUUCUAUAUUAUGUGGCCAACACCGAACGUAUCUGUACCAGACAAUCCAAGAGCACGGCUUACGAAAUAUACAAUGAUAUGUUUCGCAACAUUUGUAUUGAUCAAGCCCGCGGAAUAUAAGAAAUGUCUUAUGUUGAUUAGCAACAUCCAACGGUGGGGCCAAGGAGAGCGAUUUGAUCGAAUUUGCAGCACUAUCGAGAAGAUUUAUACGGAUCAAAAAGAUAUGCCAGAGUCCGAACCGCUAGAGCCAGUAGAGGCAAUAGAGUCAGAGUGAGCUGCUCCAGGACCAGCUCCAGUUUGAAUACGAUGAAUCCGAUGAUGACUUAGAGGAUGACUCUGAGGAUGAUGAGGUUGAAGAAGAGGAUGACUCUGAGGAUGAUGAGCUUGAAGAAAGGCUAGCUAAAAUUAGCAAAAUUAGUGCAACUAGCAUGCCGGGUAGACUAAGACGUAGAGGAGAAAACUAGCACCUAUUCCUUCUAAUACAUACCCUUCGAUUUGGAAUGAAAGUGGAGUACUACCAACAGGUUACCCUUGUCGAACGCGUCUAAAUCUUAAGGUUUUUCGCGAUAUACAUAAGACGUAUCAUAUUGUAAGCGUCGAGGAUGAGACUCAUUUUAUGCGAAUGAAAGGUUUUUUCAUAUACGCUUUUCUUAUUGGCGGUGGAAGCUAUUGCCAUAGUUUCGAUUUUUUUGGUAGGUAUAUUAAUAGUGUUCUGUUUGAAACUUCCUAAGGCUGUC
Messenger RNA from Daldinia vernicosa, 2475 nucleotides. RefSeq lists its product as uncharacterized. Bases 708 to 2012 code for a protein of 434 amino acids. Lineage: Eukaryota; Fungi; Ascomycota; Sordariomycetes; Xylariales; Hypoxylaceae. The record is from RefSeq and is a predicted model, not a curated record. The transcript is spliced from 2 exons.